CCGGAGGGGGGAGGGGGAUGAUCCGCCUCCGACUCUCUCUUUCUCUCUGUAAGCAACUUGUUCCUCAGUUCGACUGUAAACACUCGUCUUCCACCUCAGAGAACAAACACAGCCUCACUAGCAUGUCGUCUCGAGUGUGAAGAACAGUAUGCUGAGCAACGGAUGCAAAACGUUUUUCUCCAAAUAUUCCGGAUUUCUGGCGGAUUUUGAGUCUCCUACGGGAUAGAGAGCGAAGCUUCCGCGGAGGGAGGAAGAGCGACGCGAUGGGAAAUAUGAUACUGAUGGCGCUUCUGCUGGCUCACCUGCCAACAGAGCUGCUGUCCAUCCAGGUGAUUGUUCCAGAGACGGAGAGGAGCACGACUCUGUUUGCCUCUGUGAUCCUUCGCUGUGACUACUCGACCUCAGCAAACCCUCAGGAUGUGCUGGUCACCUGGAGGUUCAAGUCCUUCUGUAAAGACCCGGUGCUGGAGUACUACUCCACAGCCUUUCAGGCCGCUCUGCAGCUGGGUCAGGACCCCUCCAACGACUGCCCGGACCGCCAGCGAACUAUCCGCACUGUGAUCCAGAAGAGGGGCGUUAAUGAGCCCACCCUGGGUGCAGAAUACAGAAUACGCAAAAUAACCAUUCAAAACAAGGCUGACCUGGUCAUCAAUGAGGUGAUGUGGUGGGAUAAUGGCGUGUAUUACUGCACCAUCGACGCUGCCGGUGACACGACGGGCGACUCGGACCGUGAAAUCAAACUUAUCGUUUACCACUGGCUGACCGUCCUGUUAAUCAUCAUCGGUGCUCUCCUGCUCAUCAUGCUCCUCUGCAUAUGUUGCUGCCAGUGCUGCCCGCAGAAGUGCUGCUGCUACGUCCGCUGCCCGUGUUGUCCACAGACUUGCUGCUGCCCGGAGAAAGCUGUGAUGCAGCACAGGAUGAUACGAGAGGCUCAGAAGGCUAUGACUCCUUGGAUGGACGGUCAACCCAUUUAUGCUCCCAUUAGCUCCAACGCCUCCUCCCAGGGCGUUCCCAUACUGUACUCAGGCUCGUACUCUGACUACCCCACCAAACAAAACUUUGCCAUGGCUCCCAUGCAGCUGUCACCCAUGGCCCUGCACCAUCAGCAUCAGCAACAGCAACAGCAACAGCAUCAGCAACAGCAUCAGCAUCAGCCUCCUCCUCAUCCACACCACUUGAACGGCAGUGUGCAUGGCAGCAAUCGUGGCACUGGUCAGGUGUUGGACUAUCUGGAAAAUCAGGUGAGGGGGCUGGAUGUGGGAGCACUUCAAACGGUUCCAUACGCUCACCAAAAUAUGCUCCCAUUACAGCCUCACCCGGCUCCUCAAGCAGUUCCCUACACACCAGGGCCCCCGAGUAUGUUGUCAGCCCUGGAUGAGAUGGGCGUGAGAGGGGUAGAGAGAAGGGUGAUCACCCUGCCUCCUAUAAUCCAGCGGGUACCCAGCUUUUCCUCACGCAGGGGGCCUGGUGGUGGAGGCAGAGGUGGUCCCAGAAUAUCCAGCCAGUCCAGUGGGAGUACAAACCACCCCGGAGGCGGUCUCCCCCGCGACAGUCGUGGCUAUAGGGACGUCUCUCCACCCAGACGAGGGAUCCUGCGCGAUUACAGCGAUGACUCCGAAUGGGAGAACAGGCGAGCAGGAGCGCCACACAGGAGUUCGAGGAACAAGAGAGGAGGCUCGGCCGGGAGGAGAGGAGGUGGCUCCAGACCGCGGACUCGUAGUCGCGACGACCUGAUGGAGGAGCUACACAGCAGAGCAGCUCGGAGGGAGAGGAGCUAUUCGCCUCCUCAGCGUCGCAAAGGAUCCUGGAGCUCAGAUGAGGACAGCAGCGGAAGGAAAGGAGGUAAAGGGAAGGAUUGGCCUGAGAAGCCCCCCAGCUACUUCUCCAUCGAGAACCAGCCAGGACGUAGUAACGGUCAGAGGAACUACGACCGCCUUUCUGAUAGAAGUUCCCGUAGCGGCACCAGCGUAGUCAUCUGAAGCAUUUCUAUUUUAUUUUUUUUUUCUUGUACUUGUUCUUGAAUGUUUCCAGAACGGUGAAAAUGAAGACAAACAGUAGGUACUUUCAUCUGUUCAAUCAGCCUGCAAGAAUAUAGUUGUUGUGAAAUGUAAUAGUCAUGAAAAUGUACUGUAUGGAUAUACUUUUACUCUGAAUGCACUGUAUGUUAGUGUAACAAAAACUAUCAUGUAUGCAUGAAGGAAAGCUGUUCAUUUGUGCCUUUGAAUUGCAGAUGUUAUGAAGCCCAUGUGUGAUUAUUGUCCGAGCUGUUUUAAGCGGUGUAAUUUGUGUCUGGUGAUGGAUGGAAGUAUCUUUUUUGUGUGUUUUUUAAAUAAAUGUUCAACAGUUUCAACAAGCAGAAUGUUGCAUACUGUGAGAUCCUUUGGGUUAUUUAGGUUCAUUGUGAACACGUAAUGUGUGAGACAGAUACAGUGUGUGUGGUUUUUUUUUUUUUGAAUAUAUUUUCAAAAUUUUGCAUAAUUUCUUGUACUAUUUAAAGUGUCGUUUUUUUACCUUUCACCCAUAAUAACAUCAUUAGACAGCGAUAUAAAGUGUGUUGUAUGAAGAUGGACAGAGUUGGUGGACUUACUGAGUUUAUUGAAUGAUCAACACAGACAUAAUUGGGAUUUUCAUGAAUGAAUGUUUUAAAUAAACCUUUCUACAUAAA
Messenger RNA from Anarrhichthys ocellatus (wolf-eel), 2665 nucleotides. RefSeq names its product immunoglobulin-like domain-containing receptor 1. The record is from RefSeq and is a predicted model, not a curated record. The transcript has 8 exons. Lineage: Eukaryota; Metazoa; Chordata; Actinopteri; Perciformes; Anarhichadidae. Gene Ontology annotation, molecular function: high-density lipoprotein particle receptor activity. The coding region runs from base 264 to 1979 and encodes 571 amino acids. Gene Ontology annotation, cellular component: plasma membrane.